AGCAGAAUGAGGUGGAUGUGCAAUCAGAAACUAUGGAUUUCAAGCUUGUUCUACUUCAAGUCUUCUUCCUCAUAUUUUUGGCUGUUAGCAUCACUGCUGAAGAGAAAGGUGUUAGUUUAGAAGAAGAAAAAUAUGGAGUUAAAUAUGCCACACAAUGUGAAGUUUGUAAGCUUGUCACCAAAGAGAUUGGAGAGAUGCUUGAGAAGACAGACUCGUCUGAUGUGAUAGAGACUGGCUACAAUAUUGAUUCCAAGAAGAAGAAAACCAAGUACAACAAAUCGGAGUUGCGGCUGGUGGAAGUGUUGGAGAGCGUAUGUGAAGGCAUGCAGGACUACCGCGUGCACAAGGAACGUCUCGACUCCACACGCUGGGCCAAGAUGAUGAGUCAGACCUUCCGUACUCUGCAUGGCCUUGUCAAUAAAGGCGUGAAGGUGGAACUGGGCAUCCCAUUUGAGCUCUGGGACGAGCCUUCAGCUGAAGUGACACACCUCAAGACACAAUGCGAACAAUUCCUGGAGGAGCAGGAGGAGCGCAUCAGCUCCUGGUACUUCAGUAAAUCAGCUGGUGCUGGCCUGGGGGACCUGCAGCAGAGCCUGUGUCCUGCCAUGCUUAGCGACGCUGCCUGCCUCCAGGAGCCCUAUGGAGAGACCAUCACCCCAGACCAAGCGCCUUCUGAAGACAAGUCGGAGUUAUAGUCAUUAAAAUUAGUCUAGCAGGCGCGGCGUUUCAGCUUGUGGGAGAGGGAAGAUGUUGCGGCCAAGUAAUGGCUGCGAGGACAAUACAAGCUUUAAUGAUUUGGAAAUUGUGAUAAAUAUGCGUUGUAUUAAUAGAAUUGAUGUUAAGUCUUAGCUACGGUGAUGUUUCUAAUUAACUGAAACUAAU
Hyalella azteca is the source of this 882-nucleotide messenger RNA. RefSeq names its product protein canopy homolog 4 (gene CNPYb). NCBI's taxonomy places the organism in Eukaryota, Metazoa, Arthropoda, Malacostraca, Amphipoda, Hyalellidae. The transcript is spliced from 6 exons. The coding region runs from base 33 to 695 and encodes 220 amino acids. The record is from RefSeq and is a predicted model, not a curated record.